AUGCCAGGACGUCUGAUCCCCAACUUUGUUCGGGGCUCCGGCUCCUUACAUUCUUCCGUCACCUCGACUCCCAUUCACUCCAACACCUCCUCUACCACCUCCGUCAAUGAAAUCCAUGGCCACAAGAAGCCCGCACAUGCCACCCCGGAUCGUGCCCGUUCCCCCGAACGUCGUCUCUCUUUCUCAAUGGACCACUUGAUUCACCCCCACCGCGAUCACAGCAAAGAAAAGCGCCGCAGUCUGGGAAAGUCGGCUCGGUCUAAGGAGCGUCUCGGCAAGGAGGAAUUGGCCCCGCCGUCGGCAAAGUUGGAGGUUCUGGUAGAAUCACCCCCGUUGGUUUGCUAUGGCACUCCCGCUACCUCCACCGGUGCUUUGUUCUCGGGUCGCCUCCGCGUGGCCAUCGGCGAAUUGAUUGGCAAUGUCACCCUGACCCAAUUCGAUGCCAAGCUCAUCUCCAACACCACCACCAAGAAGCCAGUCUCCAACCACUGCUCAAGUUGUGGUACACGCAGCGAGGAAUUGACCAAUUGGAACUUUCUCACUGAGGACCUGACCCUCAAGGCUGGUGUCCACGAGUUCCCUUUUAGUUACUUGUUCCCGGGCCACAUCCCCGCUUCGUGCAAUGGCUCUCUAGGCCAGAUCGAGUACUACCUCUUGGCCCACGCUAAGAGUGUGACUGGUGAAGAAUUCAACCUCAAGCUUCCCUUGAACGUUCGCCGUGCUCUGAUUCCUGGUAACGACAAGUCGUCCAUUCGCAUCUUCCCUCCAACCAACCUCACCGGCCGUAUUGUGCUCCCCUCCGUGGUCUACCCCAUUGGCCAAUUCCCCGUCGAGAUGACCCUGAGUGGUGUGGUGGACAAGGGCGAGGAGACCCAAACCCGCUGGCGUCUUCGCAAGAUGAUGUGGCGCAUUGAGGAGCACCAGAAGAUCGUCUCCACCGCUUGCCAGAAGCACUCUCACAAGAUUGGUGGAGAUGGUAAAGGUGUCAUCCACCAGGAAACUCGCAUCAUCGGCCACAACGAAGAGAAGAGUGGCUGGAAGACAGACUUUGACACCGCUGGCGGUGAAAUCAGCAUGCAGUUUGAAGCUAGCAUCAACCCAACAACCAACCCGGUCUGCGACAUGGAGGCCCCCGGUGGCUUGGAAGUGAAGCACAACCUCGUGAUCGAGCUCAUCGUCGCCGAAGAAUUCUGCCCCAACCGCAACACUCGCCUCAUCACCCCGACUGGUGCUGCCCGUGUGCUCCGCAUGCAGUUUAACCUCAACGUUACCGAGCGUAGUGGUCUGGGUAUCAGCUGGGAUGAGGAGAUGCCUCCUAUCUACGAGGAUGUUCCCGCCAGCCCACCCGGCUACUUCAAGCUCGACGAUACUCGCAGUGUCAUCGAAGACUACCACGGAUCUCCCCUCCCACUACCCGAUUACGAAGAUCUGGAGCGAUUGGAUUCGUUGCGCCUGGACAGUGAUUCUACACACUCCUCCAACCAGUCCACUCGUGGCCAUGUGCGCUUCACAGUGGACGACCUCGUCACCGACAGCUCUCCCGGACCCUCCGCGCCUGCUUCUCGCGCUCCAUCCAUCGCGCCGUCGGUUGAUUCUUCCCGCCAAUGA
Penicillium verhagenii is the source of this 1608-nucleotide messenger RNA. Its product is annotated as alpha-arrestin. The coding region runs from base 1 to 1608 and encodes 535 amino acids. Gene Ontology annotation, cellular component: cytosol; cytoplasm; plasma membrane. NCBI's taxonomy places the organism in Eukaryota, Fungi, Ascomycota, Eurotiomycetes, Eurotiales, Aspergillaceae. The record is from RefSeq and is a predicted model, not a curated record. Gene Ontology annotation, biological process: ubiquitin-dependent endocytosis. The transcript has a single exon. Gene Ontology annotation, molecular function: protein-macromolecule adaptor activity; ubiquitin protein ligase binding.